This is a messenger RNA of Anguilla rostrata (American eel), 1851 nucleotides long. RefSeq names its product transmembrane protein 86B (gene tmem86b). Gene Ontology annotation, molecular function: hydrolase activity. Lineage: Eukaryota; Metazoa; Chordata; Actinopteri; Anguilliformes; Anguillidae. The record is from RefSeq and is a predicted model, not a curated record. The transcript is spliced from 3 exons. Gene Ontology annotation, cellular component: membrane. The coding region runs from base 93 to 848 and encodes 251 amino acids.
UGGAGAGACUCGCUUGCGGAGGGAGUUUUGGACGGAGAGAAGGAACGGGGGAACAGGUCAUUCUCUGACCACGGUCCGAGGCAGGGUGUGACAUGGACAUCCUUGAGACUGAUGCAUACGACCGAAGACAGCGCAGGAACUCGUCCUGCGUUCUCUUUCUCUUUCUUUUACCCUUCUUUAUCUUCAGCUCCUUCUAUUUCUACCUGUGGAUCCCCCAGAGUGAGCCGUCCGUCUUCGCCGCAGCGGUGAAGUCCGGUCCUGUGCUCUCAUUGGCUGCUCUGGUGCUGCUUUACAACGGUGGGCGGAGCUUCUGGGGAGUGGCGGGCGGGCUCCUCCUCUCCGCCUGCGGGGACUGCUGCCUGAUAUGGCAGGAGCUGUUUCUCCAUGGGAUGGCCGCCUUCGGCUUGGCGCACCUCCUCUACUCCUUCGCCUUCCUCACCGACCGCUACUCCUCCCCGUCCUCCUCCUCCUCCACCACCUCCUUGUUCCUGUCCAUCUUCCUGUGGUUGACCGGGGCGGGGACGUACUUCUACCUCCUCCCCUUCUUGCAGAAGAGAACGGACUCCGCCAUUUUGAUUCCGGCCUUGGGGGCGUACAUGGUUCUGAUAGUAGCCAUGGUGACCCUGGCCCUGCACACGCGGCGGCCCGCGACCGCCGUGGGGGGCUUGUCGUUCCUGGUCUCCGACCUGACGCUCUCCCUGCAAAUUUUCGGGGUGGUCGACCCCUUUGCGGAAGGCAGGGCGGUCAUCAUGACGACCUACUACCUGGCGCAGCUGCUGAUCGCCGUGGGAGACGUGACGGCAGGAAGUGACACGGGAGACGGGCUCAGGAAGAGGAAGAGGAUGUAAGGGUGAGCAGAGGACUGAAUGGACUCGUGUGACGAACCGGCGUAAAUGGGCUCAAUACGCCCCCCCCCCAUCCCAUCCAAUCACCCCCCCCCCCCCCCAGUCCCGCCCCGCCCUACCAGCCUGCAAGGGGACUCAUAAAAGACCCCCCCACCACCACCACCACCCCCUCUAAAUCUCACAGCUAGACUUGUACAAGAUUCACAAGAAUGUCCAACCUCAGAUUAAACACUAAAACUCAAGAUUGGGUUCAAAUAACCACCGCUGUUGUCAUUCACAAUAGUUUAAAAGUGUAAAAAGAUUCAUUGUUUCCACGCUGUUUUAAUCACUGCGAAUGCCAGGGUGACGCUGCUCGUUCGCUGCAAGCUUCUUACUGAACGCUUGUUUACUGUGUGUGUGUGGAAGCGAAAGCAGCUUGUGACCAGGCUGUCAGAACAACACGUUCUGAACGGAGAGCCCGUCCAACAGUGGAGGAAAACCACUUCCUGUUCAUAGCGGUAAGAGCAGACAUACUGGCAGUCAUGAAGCAGUGACAGGGUGGAUCUUCUGAAACUGUAGGCAACUAGAUGGCACAGAACACACACAACAUCACACGUACAGGGUAAAGUCCAAAAGCAUUAUUGGUAACUCAGUCUCGUGCAGUCUAGCUAUAGACAAUUUUUGGCAAAUGUUCAAUUGACAUUCGAGGGAAAUAUUAAGAAAUGCAGCUGACAAACGAUUGCUACACCCUGGAAAACCUCUGAAAUUGAUACUAACUUUUAACAUACUUUUUCCCCACAUACAGCAAUUCUUCAGAUACCCAAACUCUGGAUAAGAGUUUGAGCAGAUAACGGUGAAGCUGUAAAAUUGAAACUCAAAUGAGAAGCUAACUCAGGUUAGAAAAUAAGCAGACGUGUAUAAAGCUAUUGAGCCCGGUACUGUUUUAAUAUUUUAACUUAACUGUGUCCAAUAUUGGAAAAGUUGCAGGGUUAACAUUACUCAGCACAAUAAAAACUGGAUAUGGUGG